Lonchura striata (white-rumped munia) is the source of this 2450-nucleotide messenger RNA. The record is from RefSeq and is a predicted model, not a curated record. NCBI's taxonomy places the organism in Eukaryota, Metazoa, Chordata, Aves, Passeriformes, Estrildidae.
AAAACCUUUCCUAAAGGAAGCCACAUCUGUUGAAGCUGGCAUGGAAGACUGUUCUCAGGAGGAGCGAGAUGCAAAGUUCAAGGGAACUGCCUGCGAAGACACACGGUGACGGCGCUGGGUUAUAUAAUGUGCCUUGGUGUGAGGAAGCUCUUUGUUCUAUUUACAAAUCCCUGUAUUACUGACAAGGAAACUUUGAUGGCUGCCUUCCAAAGACAACAACGAAGAAAGAAAGAAAGGGCUGGGAAAGAAACCUGAAGUCGUGAGUCUGGUGGAGCCCUGCGUGUUUCCAAACGCCCUGCUCUGAGUUCAUCCCACCAGUAAGGCUGUGCAGCGUGAAAACUGAGUACUUUGUAGCUGUGUGUGUCUGAAUGCAUCAGCCUCUGGAGGUGAGCGUCUUCCCUUGAAACAGCCUCGUGAUAUCCAGGUGCCUUCUCUCUUGGGAGGUCCCUUAGAAGAGCCUGUCUGUACGUCUGACUGUGGGUGCCUGACGGGGCUGCCUUGCUUCCAGACUGAACCAUGUCCCACCCAUCCUGGCUGCCACCCAAGAGUACCAACGAGCCUGUUGGCCACGUUACUGCAAGGAUGGAGACCACACACACCUUUGGGACUCCCAGCAUCUCCGUGUCCACCCAGCAGACCCCAAAGAAGUUUGCGCCUGUGGUCGCCCCCAAACCAAAGUACAACCCAUACAAGCAACCAGGAGGUGAUGGCGACUUUCUUCCUCCCCCACCCCCUCCUGUGGAUGACCUUGGGAACAUCACAUCAUCACAAGGUGCCUUUCCCCCACCACCCACUCUGGAUGAUGUUACUUACAAUGUACAGGUGAAUCCUGGUGGCAAGACACUUGAGGAGAGGCGGUGCAGUUUAGAUGCAGAAAUUGACUCUCUGACCAGCAUCCUGGCUGACCUAGAGAGCAGCUCUCCAUACAAGCCUCGGACUCAACAGGGCUCGGGGACCUCAAGCAGCUCCGCUGCCACCACCCCAUCCGUGUCCACUCCUGUCACUGGCCACAAGCGGAUGAUCAUCCCCAACCAGCCUCCCCUCACCGCCACCAAGAAGUCCACUGCCAAGGGCCCGGGGCAGCCAGCGCCCAUCCCAGUCACUCCGGUUGGCACCCUGAAGCCGCAGCCGGUGCCGGCCUCCUACGCCACGGCCUCCACGCCGAGCCGCCCGGCCUUCAACGUGCAGGUGAGGACGGCGCAGCCCAGCCCGCACUACCAGCCGCCCAGCCCGCAGCCCGGGCACUACGGCAGCCUGGGCCCCGGCCAGCCCUACGGCUCCGCGCCGUCCCGCCAGCCCACGGCCCCUCAGUACGGAGCGCCGCAGCCCCAGGGGCCCGGCUACGGCUACGGCCCUGCGCCCGGCCGGCCCGCGGAGCCCGCCUACGGCUACGCGCCCCCGCAGGGCCGCUACCAGGACCCCUACUACGGGGGCUACGGCGGCAGGAACGGCUCCGAGGCGCCCUACGUGCCGCAGAGCUCCUGGAAGGCCGAGCCGGCGUAUCCUGCGAGUAAUGCCAUGGGCCAGGCUCCCCCUGGGCUCUACCAGCCACCGGGCACGAAGAAGACCUACAUCACUGACCCAGUGCUGGCCCCGCAGCCGCCCACCCUGCAGCAGAAGAGUGGAUAUCCAAGUUCUGGCCCUACAUCAAGCACUCCUGCCUUCAGGCCUGAGGAUGAGCUGGAACAUCUGACCAAGAAAAUGCUGUAUGACAUGGAGAAUCCUCCGUCCGAUGAGUACUUUGGACGCUGUGCCCGCUGUGGGGAGAAUGUUGUUGGAGAAGGCACCGGUUGCACAGCCAUGGACCAAGUCUUCCACGUGAAGUGUUUCACCUGCAUAACGUGCAAGAGCAAGCUGAGGGGACAGCCUUUCUACGCCGUGGAGAAGAAAGCCUACUGUGAACCCUGCUACAUUAAUACACUGGAGAAGUGCAGUGUCUGUGAAGAGCCCAUCAUGGAAAAGAUCCUCCGAGCCACUGGGAAAGCCUACCAUCCCCACUGCUUCACCUGCGUGAUGUGCCAUCGCAGCCUGGAUGGGAUCCCCUUCACUGUGGAUGCUGGUGGCAACAUCCACUGCAUUGAGGAUUUCCAUAAGAAAUUUGCCCCCAGGUGUUCUGUGUGUAAGGAGCCCAUCAUGCCAGCCCCAGGACAAGAGGAGACCGUGCGCAUUGUUGCCCUGGAUCGUGACUUCCAUGUGCAGUGCUACCGGUGCGAGGACUGUGGUGGCCUCCUGUCUGAAGGGGACAAUCAGGGCUGUUACCCUCUGGACGGGCACAUCCUUUGCAAGACAUGCAACUCUGCUCGGAUCCAGGCUCUGACUGCCAAGGCCAGCACUGAUCUCUGAGUAACAGCUGUGACCCUCCCCAGGAUGCCCAUUGGGGGAUAUUGCACAAGCUUUGCAUGAUUGCUUUCCAGCCUAGGGUCUGAAUCUCUGUUAUUGAAAAAAAGAAA